AUGACCCUGUCUCACGGUUCUGUUCCUUCCUUGGACCACCCUUUGAUCAGACUGGUGUCGUCCGUUCAGGCAAUCAUGGCCUCGUCGGUCGGAUGCAUCAUCGCCUCGUCCUGCAGGGAUGUAGUAGAGGACAGACACUGGCUGACCGACGCCUACAUCCUGUUCGCCACGCCUUACUUUGCCUACGACAUCUACGCCAUGUUCCUGUGUUACCGGCACAAGCAGCAGGUCAAAGGUCACGAGGAGGAGGAGGAGGGCGGCGCCAGGUCGAUGGGAGCGGCUGUGGCGGGCUACCUGCGGCGGGAGCUGCUCAUGGUGCUGCAUCACGUCUUCAUGGUGGCCUUCUGCUGCCCCGCCUCGCUGGUAACCACGGCAACAGUGGGAUAA
Molecule: messenger RNA, 387 nt
Organism: Morone saxatilis (striped sea-bass)
Lineage: Eukaryota; Metazoa; Chordata; Actinopteri; Moronidae
Product: ceramide synthase-like
Exons: 3
Coding region: 1-387 (128 amino acids)
Biological process (GO): ceramide biosynthetic process; lipid homeostasis
Cellular component (GO): endoplasmic reticulum; membrane
Molecular function (GO): sphingosine N-acyltransferase activity
Source: RefSeq, a predicted model, not a curated record